This is a messenger RNA of Rotaria sordida, 891 nucleotides long. NCBI's taxonomy places the organism in Eukaryota, Metazoa, Rotifera, Eurotatoria, Philodinida, Philodinidae. The record is from the annotation of a GenBank genome assembly.
AUGUCUGCAAAUUUAAAUAAUGGUAUUUUACGAACAUUAAAUCGUACUCCACAACAAAGUUCGAGUUCUUCAUCAAUGAAUGAAUCAGGUAGUUCUGUUAUUGAUACAAUUCGAAAACGUAUGCAACAAAUGAAAGAUGAAUUGGCUAAAUCGCAAGAUGAAUUGCAUGCAUAUCAGAUUGAACGUGAACGUGAAAAACAUGCACGAGAACAAGCCGAAGGUGAGAUAGGUGGUCUUCAACGUCGUACACAAUUAGUUGAAGAAGAUCUUGAACGUACUGAAGAACGUCUUACACAAGCUACACAAAAACUUGAAGAAGCUUCGAAAGCAGCUGAUGAAAGUGAACGAAAACGUCUUAUUCUUGAUGGCAAAGUGUCUGGUUAUGGUAACAGAUAUGAUACACUUGAACAGCUACUCAAAGAGGCAAAACAAUUGGGUCAUAUGAAUGAGAGAAAAUAUGACGAGGUAGCACGUAAAUUGAAAGUUCGUGAAGGUGAAUUGGAAAGACUUGAUGAUCGUGCACAAAGAUUUGAAGAUAAAAUUGCUCAAUAUGAACAGGAUGUGAAACAUUUACAUUAUGAAUUACGUUCGAAAGAAGUAAAAACUCUUGAACUCGAAGAAGAACUCAAAGUUGUUGGUAACAAUAUGAAAUCACUUGAAGUUUCUGAACAAGAGGCUAUACAACGUGAAGAAAGUUAUGAAGAACAAAUUCGUGAUUUAACUACACGUCUUAAAGAGGCUGAACAACGUGCUGAUCUUGCUGAACGUACAAUGGCCAAAUUGCAAAAGGAGGUCGAUCGUCUUGAAGACGAACUACUUGCCGAAAGAGAGAAAUACAAGAAUGUCAGUGAUGAACUCGAUAUGACAUUGAACGAAUUGUCGGGUUAUUAA